Vigna angularis (adzuki bean) is the source of this 2821-nucleotide messenger RNA. RefSeq lists its product as uncharacterized. The record is from RefSeq and is a predicted model, not a curated record. NCBI's taxonomy places the organism in Eukaryota, Viridiplantae, Streptophyta, Magnoliopsida, Fabales, Fabaceae. Gene Ontology annotation, molecular function: RNA polymerase I general transcription initiation factor activity; RNA polymerase I core binding. Bases 643 to 2508 code for a protein of 621 amino acids. Gene Ontology annotation, cellular component: nucleus. Gene Ontology annotation, biological process: transcription initiation at RNA polymerase I promoter. The transcript has 17 exons.
GGCGGGAACCAAAAACCAAUGUCUUGUGUUUUUUUUUUUUAUUUGCAUUUGUUUGUUUUUUUUAAAAGCUGUUUCGGGCUAAGGAGUUGGGGAAGGAGAAAACCUUUUUUCGAUCACGAAUCUGCUCUUUUUCAGUUUUUAAUUUUUCCUUCAAACCUUAGAAACCCUAGGGCAAAGGAGAGAGUGGGCGGCAAGGGAGAAGGAAGAAACCCUGCGAGAGGGAGAACGCGAGGAACCCUAGCUUCAUUCCCAUCACCAUUCGAGAGCCUCCCUUCUUCUCUUCUCUUCCCUUUUGUUUUAAUUCUUCUUCUGCCAAAGAGACCAACCUUAGGAAUCAACAAGUGGAGAGUGCGGAGGACGUGAGACGAAGCGAAAUCGGAAGAACGAGAAGGCACGAAGGUUGAGUGAAAAACAAAAGGGCGAUUGAAGGAAUUUCGGGUCGAGGGUUUAAUUGUAGGGAGGUUUCGAAGUAGGGUUUUAGGAAAAACAUUCGUUUGGAGAAAAUCUUCAUAGAUCACACGGCAGCCGUGAGCAAGGAGGAGUCUAUCUACUCUGUGAAACCGUGAAGAGAGGCAAGUGUAUCGUGAGCAAACUCUUGGAAGCCAGGUGUGUUAGGGUUUGUGUGUAGGGUUUUAGGAGAGCAUGGUGAAGGUUGGUGUAAGUAACAAGGAAGAAAGUCCGGUAAUGGAUAACAGUGAUUACAGUGGUUCGCAGUUAGUUCACCACUUCAGAAGUGUACUUGGUGCAGUCAAAACGGGUGAUAGAGGGAAUUACGACGAGCUCGUUGGUUAUUUGCACCUGAAGAGGAAUCUUAGUCCUGAUGAGGUUGCAAUUCUUGUGACAACUUUGAAGGCACUUUCUGGAGCAGUGUCCUAUAUAGAUUCUGAUCAUCACGAAUCUCUUCUCUUUGCUGUUUCAGGAAUGAGCCUCUGGAAUUAUGGAACUGAGGUUAUGGAUGCACUGCUGGAACUCAUUACAUCUUUGGCUGCUACUAAUGGAAAAUAUAUUGAUUGGUGUUUGGAGAUGCUUGUGAAACAUUUUGUGCCCCCUCGAUACAUCUAUGAUUCUCUCGAUAACGAGAAUGGAAUUAACAGGAAAAAUAAAGUUCUGUCUCGGGUGCAUGCGGCUUUGAAAGAGAUAGCUGAUUUGGUGCCUCUUGCUCCCUUGCGACUAUGUCCCAUAGUUGUCCAGAACAUGCCCAGUGUCUUCAGUUAUGAUCGUGAGAUUGUCCUAUAUGUUGAGAAUAUGUUAAAGUUGGAGAGUGGUGCAAUUGGAGAAACUGUCGGUUCUACAGUGCUGCCUGCUCUUGUGGAUAGGUUGCUAGAGUUGGAUGUGGAAAUUGGAUGGAAUGGAAUCUUGCAAGAAGAUACCAGAGGCAUAUUUGAUAUGGAGUUAGAAGAUAUUAUUAAAUUUGCAGAGGAGGAUGAGAACUCUGAUAGCAUGCCUCAGUCAGAGUUGUUAAAUAGGAAAUAUUUGCAAGGCAAUAAUAAGGUUGUUGAAAAAUUAGAUAACCUAAUUGUGCUAGCUUUAUUGCACCUUGAAUCCUGUCAAAGCAGUGGCCGAUUGGCUGAGGUAUUCGAUAUUCUACUUCAUUCAUUCCAGAAAACUGUACUGAAUGCAUACAAGUCAAAAUUUACCCAGUUUGUGAUGUUCUAUGCGUGUGCACUGGACCCUGAAGGAUGUGGUGUGAAGUUUGCCAUGGUUCUUGCAGAUAUGUUUGGUUCUGAUGUUAAUCCACCUAUAACAAGGAUGAGUGCUGUUGCUUAUCUUGCUAGUUAUCUCUCUCGUGCAAAGUUCCUUUCGGCUGCGUUGGUCACUACCAUCAUACAAAGCUUGGUUGAUCAAUGUUAUGCUUAUUGUAAGUUACGUGAUUCUGGUAUGAACCCACGAGCACAUCAAGUUUUUUAUUCUGGGUGUCAGGCUAUCAUGUACAUUCUGUGUUUUCGCAUGAGAUCUCUCAUGGACGUUCCUAGGCUUAAAUUGCAGCUACUUAAUAUGCCUAUGGAGGCAAUCUGGAAACAUAAAUUGUGUCCGUUGAAGGUGUGUUUGCCUACUGUAGUAGUGGAAUUUCUUAGACAGGCAAAGGCUGCUAAACUUUUCAUGGUAUCAGAGUCAUUCGUUUUCAAUGACAUGCUCGAGUCUGAUCUUUCCAAGGCUUUUGGCGGGAUGGAUAGACUUGACAUGUUCUUUCCGUUUGAUCCAUGUUUAUUGAAGAAAAGUGAAAGCUACAUUAGACCACAUUUUGUUCGGUGGUCAAAAGUCAGAACUACAUACGAUGACGAUGAUGAUAACGUUUCCGAAGUCAGUGAGAGUGGCAGUGAAGUGACAGAUGAUGAUUUUGUUGACACUAAUACAAAAGAUAUGAUUGAUGAUGAUAUGAUGGUGACUGUUGAAGAUCUUGAUUUUAACCCGGACUUGAACAAAAUGUCUAUCACGCCUAAAAAUUCUUUGAAACAUUUGCGAAUGCCAGCAAGAAUCAGGCCUUCCACUAGUCCAGAGUCUCUAUGAAUGAUAGGGAGUCCAAUACUACGAGGUAGUUAAUUCAAAGGAAAAAAAGGUUAUUGAAGUAAUUCAUAGAGAGCAUAGUUCACAUACGUACUGGUCAUGUACCAUCAUUUUUGUAUUUAUCUUGUAGUCUGUUGAAGUAAGUAGGAGUAGCCAACUUCCUAAUUUUUGUUUCUAAGGCUUUGUUCUUUUGGGUAUAUUUGGGGAGAUGAUUUGGGAGAGAUGAUUUGAAUGGAUUUGAGGGUAAUUUUGUAGUUGUUUUUUGAGUGGAUUUGUGGAUAAUUGAGAGUGAAUUUGAAAGUAAAGUUUGUGAGAA